Molecule: messenger RNA, 1655 nt
Organism: Sphaerulina musiva SO2202
Lineage: Eukaryota; Fungi; Ascomycota; Dothideomycetes; Mycosphaerellales; Mycosphaerellaceae
Product: ribosomal protein L10e
Exons: 4
Coding region: 47-712 (221 amino acids)
Biological process (GO): translation; ribosomal large subunit assembly
Cellular component (GO): cytosolic large ribosomal subunit; ribosome
Molecular function (GO): structural constituent of ribosome
Source: RefSeq, a predicted model, not a curated record
CGUCUCCUCUCUACACCCACCGACAAACCCCCACAACACCGUCGCAAUGGCUCGCCGUCCAGCUCGUUGCUACCGCUACUGCAAGAACAAGCCGUACCCCAAGUCGCGCUUCAACCGUGGUGUCCCAGACCCGAAGAUCAGAAUCUUCGAUCUCGGCCGCAAGCGUGCAAAUGUCGACGAUUUCCCCAUGUGCGUGCACUUGGUGUCCAACGAGUACGAGCAGUUGAGCUCCGAAGCCCUCGAGGCCGCUCGUAUCUGCGCCAACAAGUACAUGGUCAAGACUGCCGGAAAGGAAGGUUUCCACCUUCGUGUGCGUGCCCACCCAUACCACGUCGUCCGCAUCAACAAGAUGUUGUCGUGCGCUGGAGCCGAUAGACUCCAAACCGGAAUGCGUGGUGCCUUCGGCAAGCCAAACGGCACUGUCGCUCGUGUCAACAUUGGCCAGAUUCUCCUCUCCAUCCGCACUCGUGACUCUCACCGCCCCACCGCCAUCGAGGCUCUUCGCCGAUCGCAGUACAAGUUCCCAGGUCGCCAAAAGAUCAUCGUCUCCAAGAAGUGGGGCUUCACUCCCCUUGACCGCGCAGAAUAUGUCGAGAAGCGCAAGGCUGGUGAGAUCCGCGUCGAUGGUGCCUACGUCCAGUUCCUCAGCACCAACGGUCCACUCGCCUACAACAUGCGCCGAUUCCCCGAGGCUUUCUCGCAAGAGGCCUAGAUUUGGAGAUCGCGUAGUGUUUCUUUGGAGUUCGAUGAGGCAUAGAUGAUGAAAAAGGAUGGAUGAAGAGCUGCCCCGGGGGGCACUACUUCAGAGGGCAUUUCCCGUGACGAAGGCGUAGAAGCUGGGCAUAGGGGGUGCUUUUUUUUAUGAACAGUCUACAUCAUGCUGAAUGGAAUUGAGUUGAGAAAGGUCAGAAAGUGCAGGAAUACCGUGCAUAUCGACACCACUUCGUUGCGAAGGUCGUGAAACACUUGGUGCAAACGUGAAUUGUUCUUGCUAACACCGACAUGCUCCAUGGAUUAACAUUGUCUCAGCUGAGCGCAGACCGUCCGCAGACAGGGUUCCGUCUCACGAUGUCGAAGACGGGUUCAGUCACAGGUGCGACUUGGCUGGACUCGCUGGAGGCCGUCCCAAUUCCCCAUUCUCACCACAUAGAUUUAGAUAUCAGCUAUGCACUGCACCUCGAUCUCAAACAGCGUCUCUUUACUCCACAGACUGUCGACUCCGAGCAACGAAUCGGGCGGCGGUAGCCUGUCGCCUUCUGUGCUCCUCCACCACUGCAAGAAGAUAUCAUCCUUGGCCUUGACAUUCUCCUCCGAUAAGCCGGUGAGUUUCACCACAUAUGGCCUGAUCAUCACGAUAUCCUUCUUACUCGCCCCAACAGCGGCGAGGUUCUUAUCAACUUUCUCCAAAGCUAAUCGAACCUGGUCGGCAAAGGACAGCUUCUCGUUGUCUGCCUUGCCAUGACUGGUUCCAGUCUGACCCGCAAAGGAGAUCAGUCGUUUGGUUUCCGAGAUGGGUACGACACUGAUCUGGGAAUAGGUCGCUGCCAGCGAUGGGUUGUCUUUGGGGUUGAAAAUGUGUACGCCCGAGUCGGAGGUCGACAUGAUGAGCAAGGCAGGCAAGAUGAUGAUAGCGGUACUUAGGGGGCACUCGAAUU